Messenger RNA from Wyeomyia smithii (pitcher-plant mosquito), 1815 nucleotides. RefSeq names its product isocitrate dehydrogenase [NADP], mitochondrial-like. Gene Ontology annotation, cellular component: mitochondrion. The transcript is spliced from 4 exons. Gene Ontology annotation, biological process: isocitrate metabolic process. The coding region runs from base 155 to 1480 and encodes 441 amino acids. The record is from RefSeq and is a predicted model, not a curated record. NCBI's taxonomy places the organism in Eukaryota, Metazoa, Arthropoda, Insecta, Diptera, Culicidae. Gene Ontology annotation, molecular function: magnesium ion binding; NAD binding; isocitrate dehydrogenase (NADP+) activity.
CCACCGUAGCCACUUUCUCAGUCCCGGUUCAACCGCGCUGGUUGUUGCGUCUCGCUCGUUUGUAAAUUACAACAUUUCACUAAUUUUUUCUUACGCUUCAAAUUCAAAACUCAACAUCCGUCCUAUUUCAUUAAAAAACAAAGUUCUUCGCAAAAUGGCUCGUUCCUUAAUGAGAUUUGGAAAAUAUCUAAACACGAAUUAUACCAACAGUUCAACUAUUUCGGCUAUUUCAGUGCGAAACAGAUGUUCGGAUGCCCGAAUUAAAGCUGUUAAGCCCGUCGUCGAAAUGGAUGGAGAUGAGAUGACAAGAAUCAUCUGGCAGUUUAUAAAAGAAAAGCUAAUAUUUCCAUAUGUUAAGGUGGAGUGUUUGUACUAUGAUCUUGGGCUUCCGUAUAGAGAUCAAACUAAUGAUCAGGUAACAAUCGAUGCAGCAAACGCAAUAUUGAAGCAUAACGUAGGCAUCAAAUGCGCAACAAUCACCCCAGACGAACAACGAGUGGAAGAGUUCAAACUCAAAAAAAUGUGGCUAAGUCCAAACGGAACUAUUCGUAACAUUCUCGGAGGAACAGUGUUCCGGGAGCCAAUACUCUGUAGCAACAUUCCACGGCUUGUACCUGGAUGGACCAGACCAAUUGUUAUCGGUCGCCAUGCCCAUGGUGACCAAUACAAAGCUAUUGAUUUUGUAGUAUCUAAACCAGGUACAGUAAAACUAGUUUACACAGCUGAUGAUGGAACAACUGAAGAGCACACGCUGUUUAAAUACAAAAGCGGUGGAGUUGCUAUGGGCAUGUAUAACACCGACGACUCUAUCAAAUCCUUUGCCCACUCAUCAUUCCAAAUUGCUUUGGGGAAAAAAUGGCCACUUUAUUUGUCCACAAAAAAUACAAUUCUCAAGCGUUAUGACGGUCGCUUUAAAGAUAUUUUCCAGGAAAUUUAUGAGAAGGACUACAAAAAACAAUUUGAGGAAGCUAAAAUCUGGUACGAGCAUCGAUUGAUCGAUGACAUGGUUGCCCAAGCUAUAAAAUCUGAUGGUGGAUUCGUGUGGUCUUGCAAAAAUUACGACGGGGAUGUUCAAUCUGAUGUCGUGGCUCAGGGUUAUGGAUCACUUGGAUUGAUGACUUCCGUUCUGAUAUGCCCGGAUGGUAAAACUAUUGAAGCUGAGGCUGCUCACGGUACAGUAACGCGUCAUUAUAGGGAACAUCAGAAGGGAAGACCAACUUCCACCAAUCCAAUCGCCUCAAUCUUUGCAUGGACUCGUGGACUGGAACAUCGUGCUAAGUUGGAUAACACCCCUGAACUCGGUCGCUUUGCUACUGCCCUUGAACGCGCUUGUGUUGAUACGGUAGAAUCUGGAAAAAUGACAAAAGAUUUAGCCAUAUGCAUUCAUGGAAUGAAAAACACUAAAGAAGGAAUGUACCUUAAUACCCAAGACUUUUUAGAAGCGAUCGCUGAUAACCUGGAACGUUCGUGGAAAAACUAAAAUCACAGACUACCAACUAGUUAGAAAGUUCAAUAAGGAAUAUUUUUAUUAGGACUACAAUUUUUUAUGCAAUGGUUGCGAUGUUUUAUGUAAAUCAUUGCUAAGAACAUGGAUGCUAUUUUUCGCGACAUUCAAAUUACCGUUUAUUUGUGUGAUUAUAUUCGGUUGUAUUUAGUGUAGGGCCACGAGAAUAUUAAUCUUCCCAAAUUAAUAAACUACAACUUUCAUGGCCAUAUAACUGCCCAUCCAUGUAUGUAUAUAUGUUCUGUUGGAAUAUACUAUGAUUUGGAAUAAUAAAUAAUAAAAAUGAAUAUAAAAACCCCCGAUCCAAUAAA